UUUACUAGCUGAAAUGGACAUCUUUCUAAAAGUUGGGCUUAUAGUGUGUGCCCUUAGCGUUAAUAUAGAAACAUUCAGAAUAGAUUCGCACCAAUUCAACACUUAUGAUAUUGUAGAAAUUGUGGAGUGCGUUAGUUCGGGUGUAAACAUUUGGGAACAGCUGCCUCAUGAGUACAACUGCCAGUGGUUUAUUUCCUGUAUGAAUGGCGUUGGCAUCAUAAGGCAAUGCCCAGACGGCUUCUACUUUGAUCCAGAUUUGCAUCAUUGUGAUUUACCGGGAAAUGUCAAUUGCGAGAGCAUCACGCCAACAACGGAACCAGAAUUGUCGACAACUGAGAGUACUGGCGAAGAGAAUUCUACAACGGGAGAGAUUACGACUGAAGAAACUUCUACCGAAUCAACCACAACAGGUGAAGAGGAAACCACAGAAGUGACUGCCUCUACUGGAACGGAUGGCAGUACAACUCCAGAUGUUUCUUCUGAAGUAACUGAGCCCACUGUAACAGAAGAAAUAGUUACAUCUGAUGCUCCUACGGAAGUAACAACGAAUGAACAGGAAACCACAGACGGGACUGAGACCACUGUAACGAACGAAAGUUCAACAACAGAUGCUUCCUCUGAAGUAACUGAGCCCACUGUAACAGAAGAAAUUGCUACAUCUGAUGCUCCUACUGAAGUAACAACGAAUGAACAGGAAACCACAGACGGGACUGAGUCCACUGUAACGAACGGUAGUACAACAUCGGAUGCUUCUUCGGAAGUAACUGAGUCCACUGUAACAGACGAAAUUAUAACGGAAGAUGCUACAGAGGAAAUUGUUACAUCUGAUGCUCCUACUGAAGUAACAACGAAUGAAAGUUCAACAACAGAUGCUUCUUCUGAAGUAACUGAGCCCACUGUAACAGACGAAAUUUUAACAGAAGAAGUACCCACUACAACGGUAGAAACCUCCUUUGAAACUGAAACAGAACAAAUUUCUACAGAAGGGCAACCAACAAAUGAAUCGGAAUCCACAGAUGCUACAGAUACUACUGCUCCGGCUACGGAAGCAUACUGUGAACCUUUAUGUGCUGGUCAAGAAAGUGAAAUAGCAGAUCCUGAACACUGUGACCGAUUUAUUAGCUGCAUAGAUAAAUGCACCGGCGCCACCCUAUUUUGUCCUUCAGGAUUGUAUUUCAACCACCAUUGGUCGGUAUGUGAUUUACCGGAACGGGCUGAGUGCUUGCUGGAAGUUUGCUCCAAUCAAGCGGGUACAUUGAUACCAAGUGUGAAUAAUUGUAGACAUUACUAUGGAUGCACGGAUUCCGAAGCAACACUUCAGUCUUGUGAAGCUGACAUGAUGUUCGAUGCUACAUCAUUGACUUGUGUUCCAGCGGAUGACAGUGGCACAUGUGCGGUUGAUGACAUUCCUGCCGCUCCCCAAGAAGUAUACAUUCUCUGCACGCAAUACGUGGCAGACCAACUUAUUCCGCAUCCCACACGUUGCGACGUAUUUUACCGUUGUGUGAAGGGAAAAUUAUCGCCUCGUAGAUGCCUGGAAGGGUUGCUGUUCGAUUCCUCACUGGGAGCUUGCAAUUUAGAAACAAAUGUUGAAUGUGAUGUUCAAUAAGGAUACAUCUCUAAAUUAAUAAAGCUUUUUUCUUUAUUUUCCCAUA
This is a messenger RNA of Armigeres subalbatus, 1655 nucleotides long. RefSeq names its product chondroitin proteoglycan 1-like. Lineage: Eukaryota; Metazoa; Arthropoda; Insecta; Diptera; Culicidae. The record is from RefSeq and is a predicted model, not a curated record. The coding region runs from base 14 to 1609 and encodes 531 amino acids. Gene Ontology annotation, cellular component: extracellular region. Gene Ontology annotation, molecular function: chitin binding. The transcript is spliced from 3 exons.